This is a messenger RNA of Rubroshorea leprosula, 1948 nucleotides long. The record is from the annotation of a GenBank genome assembly. NCBI's taxonomy places the organism in Eukaryota, Viridiplantae, Streptophyta, Magnoliopsida, Malvales, Dipterocarpaceae.
GAGCAGGCCCUGUAGGGAUAAGCUCAACAAAAAAAAAUCAGACAGAUCCAGAAUGACCGUUGUCGAACAAAGUCAAUUCUAACAGGUUCUAACUUCUACCAUACUUCUUCAGUCUUCCAUUCCACCCUUCAUAAACCCUCAAUUUUCCAAUCUAAGCUCUCAUAUUCUGCCCUGAUUUUUCACGAGCAAACAACAAUGGAUCAGUGUGUUUCCAAGUUCCCUAUUCUCUCCUACGUUCUUUCCCAGAUCGAUCCCAGCUCCCACCCAUCUCUCCCGCCGGAAACUCACCUGAAUCUGAUGACCCAAUUCCCCCACUUAACCAAUCCCAAGAUCCUUUCUUUGCUCUCACAAUCGAUCCCCAUCACUGUCACCCAGACCUUCUUCCUCCUCCGCUCUCUGGGUCCUCGCCCGGACCCUGCUGCGGUUUCCGCGGCCCGAUCCAAGAUUGCCCUGAUGUCGUCGCCAGAGGAGGUGGAGAUAUACAAGGCGGUGGUGAGAUUGGAGGAGAUGCACGAGGGGUAUGAGAAGCAAUUGGGUGAAGUCGAGGAGAAGUUGAGUCGGGUUUAUGGUUCGGUUGUGGAGGAGGUGGGGCGGGAGGAUGGGGAUGUGAAUGAGGAGGUUGUGGGGAUUCUGAAGGAGGCGGAGAGUCGGGUUGUGGAGAGAGUUGAACUCCCUGGGAGGCAGCUGAGGUUCUUGCCUGAGGCAUUUGGAAAGCUUCAUGGGUUGGUUUCCCUCAAUCUUUCUCACAAUGAACUAGAGGUGAUUCCUGAUUCAAUAGCUGGUCUACAGAAACUUGAGGAGCUUAAUCUUUCUUCCAAUCUCUUACAGUAUCUACCUGACUCUAUUGGAUUGUUACUUAAUUUGAGGGUCCUCAAUGUGUCAGCAAACAAGCUAAAUGCCCUGCCCGAAAGCAUUACUCGUUGCAGUUCAUUGGUUGAGUUAGACGUGAGCUUUAACAACUUGACAGUCUUGCCAGCAAACAUGGGGUACGGACUUCUAAAUCUUGAAAAGCUCUCAAUCCAGCUGAAUAAGAUCCGCUACCUGCCACCCUCAAUUUGUGAAAUGAGGUCCUUGAGAUAUCUGGAUGUUCAUUUCAAUGAGCUCUGUGGUCUGCCCCAUGCUAUUGGGAGGUUGACAAACCUUGAAGUCCUGAAUCUGAGCAGUAACUUUAGUGACCUGAAAGAGCUUCCAGAGACCCUUGGUGAUCUGAUUAAUCUCAGGGAGCUCGAUCUUAGCAACAACCAAAUUCGAGCUCUUCCAGACACAUUUGGCCGCCUUGAAAAACUAACAAAACUUAACUUGGACCAAAAUCCACUCAUCAUUCCCCCCAUUGAGAUAGCAAACAAGGGAGCUGAAGCCGUCAGGGAAUUCAUGGCAAAGAGAUGGCUUGACAUAAUAGCAGAGGAACAACAGAAGGGCAUGCUAGAAGCAAACAAUCAACAAACUCAGACUGGAUGGUGGGGAUGGGGAACCUCAUUGAUCAAUAACCUUGUUUCCGGGGUUUCUCAAGGUGUUGGAGGAUACCCGAGCGGGACAAAAGCUUCUAGGGAUCCAUAUUUGGACCAACAGUUGUGAUUUCAUGGUCAUCACCUCGUUUCUUUUUCCCUUUUCUCGUGGAAUGUUCUGUACAUAGUCCAGUAUAAUUACAGUCUUGGAUUAAGACUCUGUUUGUUUUGUUCUGUUUUGGUGACUGGAAAGGCAUAGUUUUCCUUGCAUGAACUGGAGCUUCUAUCUUUUUCUAUGGGCUUACAUGUAACAUAACAGGUAUAUUUCAUGGGUAUUAUAAGAAGUUAAUUAUAAAUAAAAGUAGGCCUGCAUUUCUACUGUUUCUUUUUUACUUAAUUUGUAUGCUCAUUGUAUAACGUGGCAUAUACACUUGUAAAGUUCGAGUAAUUGUUGUUGUGGUUGUUAUUGAUUUAGAAAAGAAAAAGAAAGACAACUAUGAAUU